CUCUCCGUUUGCUGCUCUCACUCUCUCACUGCGUUUUAGGGUGAAAAUUGCGUUAAUUUUAGUAUGAAAAUGCCGGUCUCGAUGCCAACGCACAGUCGCUGUUCGCAGUCAAAGCCGUUUUGUUGUGUCCGCGCUCUCGAGUGACAAUGUGCGCUAUUCGCCAUUAGAAGAGGGUAAGCAGAAGAAUCCCACAGUGCAGACAUCAUGACGGACCGAUAUGCCAAUGGAGUGACCACCAGCCUGGUCGAGCCCACAAAUGGAUGCGCCGCGCCGGGUAAUCCAAAUCCCGCUGAUGGCGAGGAGAAGAUUGUCCUCAAGCGGAAGCUAACACUCAUCAAUGGAGUGGCCAUCAUAGUGGGCACCAUCAUUGGAUCGGGCAUCUUCAUUGCUCCCACGGGAGUCUUUAUUUACACCGAAUCCGUGGGAAGCUCCCUUUUGAUUUGGCUGACUUGCGGCAUUUUAUCGACGAUCGGAGCUCUGUGCUACGCGGAACUGGGCACAUGCAUCACAAGAUCUGGCGGGGAUUACGCCUACCUGCUGGUGUCCUUUGGACCGCUGGUGGGAUUCCUUCGCCUCUGGAUCGCACUGCUCAUCAUCCGGCCAACCACGCAGACCAUUGUGGCUCUAUCUUUUGCCCAUUAUGCGGUCAAGCCAUUCUUUCCGGAAUGCGAUCCCCCACAGAAUGCGGUGAAACUGCUGGCUGCCAUAUGUCUAACUCUGCUCACCACAAUCAAUUGCCUGUCGGUGAAGGUGUCCAUGAAAGUGCAGGAUGUGUUCACGGUGGGCAAGCUGCUGGCCCUCAUCAUGAUUAUCCUGUCCGGACUGUACUACAUGGCCACUGGCGAGCUGGAGAACUUCAGAAAUCCGUGGGAGGGUAUCUACACGGCCCGCAACAUUGGCUACGCCUUCUACUCCGGUCUGUUUGCCUUUGGUGGCUGGAACUACUUAAACUUUGUGACGGAGGAGCUACAGGAUCCAUACAAGAAUCUGCCGCGCGCCAUUUGGAUAGCCAUGCCCCUGGUCACGAGCAUCUAUGUUCUGGUCAACUUGGCCUAUUUCGCCGUGGUAAACAAGCCGGAGAUGCUCAGUUCGCUGGCCGUGGCGGUGACCUUUGGAAACCGAGUGUUCGGACCGCUGGCCUUCAUGGUGCCCAUUUUCGUGGCGCUAAGCACAUUUGGUGGCGUCAACGGGGUGCUCUUCACAUCGGCGCGCCUUUUCGCUACUGGGGCUCAGGAGGGGCAUUUGCCCAAGUUUUUCCAGCUGUUCCACGUGAAACAACAGACGCCCAUUCCCUCCCUGAUUUUCACGUGUCUUAUGUCGCUGCUCAUGCUGCUCACGGAUAACGUGUACCAGUUGAUCAACUACUUCAGCUCGGUGCUCUGGCUCUCAGUGGUGGCCAGCAUAGCCGGAAUGUUGUGGCUCCGGCAUAAGAGGCCCGACUUGCCCCGACCCAUUAAAGUCCAUCUUGCGCUGCCCAUCACCUUCAUGGUAAGCUGCGUGACACUCGUACUGCUGCCCAAUUUGGAGGAGCCACAAAAUCUGCUCAUUGGCAUCGGCAUAACCCUGGCUGGCAUUCCGUUCUACUACGCCUUCAUCGCCCGAAAAAAGAAGCCCAAGUGCUACGGCCGAUUGUCCAAUUCCGUAGUGGAGAUUUGCCGGGCCAUCUUCAAUACCACCAUUAUCGAAUCGAAUGAGGCUAUUAACUAGGCCUACAUAUAUGUGUGUACCACAACCGUAGAAUUUAUGCAUUUAGUUAAAAAAAAACACUCGUAAUUGAUAUUCGAAAAACGUGAAACUGAAAACUUGUUAAAUUUGAAACCGUUUUAAGUGCCGUUUGUAUGAUAUUUUAGCAUUGCUCAUCACCAAAAUUGGCGUCGAUUAGAAUUUAGUUUUUAUCGUAUGUACGUAUUUAUUUUUUUUUUAGCGAUCCCCUCAGUUAACAGGUUUUUGCAAAACCCCCGCCUUUUUGGCCCACUUCCCACAAAAGUUUACUUUUUAUGUCUAUGGUUAGGUGCAACAAUCCGAAUUCCUUUGUUAAAACAAUCAGGAAAUAAGUGAAUGCGCUUAUAUGGGAACAAACUACGAAUAUGUAACAUGUUUAGGGAAGCUACACAGCUAGCAGUACAAUAAGGAGCAUAUUGAUGUUUAAACAUAACCGCUUAGCAAAUAAAUGUAUUAUUGC
Drosophila melanogaster (fruit fly) is the source of this 2182-nucleotide messenger RNA. It is a transcript of the gene JhI-21, whose product is annotated as juvenile hormone Inducible-21. Gene Ontology annotation, molecular function: transmembrane transporter activity. The transcript is spliced from 8 exons. Lineage: Eukaryota; Metazoa; Arthropoda; Insecta; Diptera; Drosophilidae. The record is from RefSeq and is marked reviewed. Bases 205 to 1707 code for a protein of 500 amino acids. Gene Ontology annotation, cellular component: membrane; plasma membrane. Gene Ontology annotation, biological process: transmembrane transport; L-alpha-amino acid transmembrane transport.